UGGAUGAUGUGCUCAGUAAGACGGAGUCAGUCCAAGCAAACAACAUGUCCAUUUUAGAAUUGGCGUGGGGUUAACUGCUACUUUUGGUUAUGUCUUCUAUAAAAAAAAGCAAGUAGAAGAAAAUAAGUGGAGAAAACAAAGAAGAUGGCAGAUGUCGAAAAUUCAUGAGAAUCAUACAAGCGUUCCCCUACUGUUGAGUGUGAAGAUGAAGGACAGGCUGAAGUAAUCAAUGAUUCAUCUUUAUUGAACAACGGUAUGUAUUGCAGCCUAAGACAAAAAAAAAAAAAAUCAAACAAAGGCGAAGAGGAAAUUAUGGCUCCGUUCAAUAAACUCGUCCAAAUAAUAGAAAAACAGUGCGGAAAUACAAAUAAACCCAAAACAAUUGCACAGAAUUAUGGGUCCAUGUUAGGAGAAAGAUUGGACCAAUUACCUCAACCAGAACAAAGUUUGUGCAUAUGUGAAAUGGAACGAGGCUUGGGGAAGAUGUGUGCGGACUUUAUGGAAUAAAAAUAUUUGUAAUAUUGAAACCAGCACUAGUUUAAACAAAAUCGCAGCCUGUGCCCGUGGUAUUGCGAAUGCACCAAAAAGAGUGAUUUUCCAGCAACAUGCUGGGCCAUCUAAAAAAUAUGAAACAGACACUUUUUCUGUAAAUUCUUGUAAGGUUGUACCUCCAAAAAGAGAUAUUAUUAAUAAAGCCUUUUUAAAGGUGUUUGAAGAAGCUGGAGAAUAAUCCAGUAAAUUAUUAGAAUAAUCAUUAGUUAUUAUUCAGCUUUUUCUGAUGCAUUUAAAAAUGCUUUAUUUGUAAUGUUAUAUUCCUUUAUUCAAGAUUUUGUAUAAACAAAAACAUAUCUUGUAUUCAUUAAUUUGUAUGUUGUAUUAAUUCAUUUAUAUUUUGUAUUGUAUAUUUGAACCUAGAAAUAUUUAUUUGUUCAUUAAUAGAAUUUCUAUUUUGUAUAAUAAUAACAAAGUUAAGAUAUAAAGAUUAAUUUUCUAGCAACAUUAUAAUUAUUAAAUUUAGUUUAUGUAUAUGAUUUAUUAUAUUUUGUAAAUAUAUGGGUUGUAUGUAUUAUAAAUAACAUCUUCUAUCAUUUCCCUUCAAACAUAUAUAUUACAACUUAUGUGUAAAUAACCAAUAAAUGAUAGGUAUAUGUCAAAUUUCCAAAAUUAAAAAUGUGAAUAACAAAACAAAGGCAGUCUCACUUUGUGGUUAUAAUUUUCACACUUAGACUUAAUUGUUAUUUUAAUCAGACAAUGUUUUAUACAAAUAUAACUUUUUUAGGCUUAGGUUAAAUAUCUCCAAAGUGAUACGAUGUAAACACCCA
Nezara viridula (southern green stink bug) is the source of this 1322-nucleotide messenger RNA. NCBI's taxonomy places the organism in Eukaryota, Metazoa, Arthropoda, Insecta, Hemiptera, Pentatomidae. The record is from the annotation of a GenBank genome assembly.